AUGGAUGGCUUUAAUGAUAAUUACUUAAAUGAGGAUGAGGAUUUUAUGGGGGAUGAAUUUGGUCAAGGUAUUGAUAGUGAUGAUGGUGAGAAUUAUGAAAAUGAUAUUGAUAUAAUAACAGAUCAUCAAAUAAAGAAAGACAAUAAAUCAGAUUAUGAAAAUUCUGAGGCUAAUGAAGAUAAUAUUAGAAUAACUAGUCCAUAUUUAACUAAAUAUGAGAAGGCUAGAAUUAUAGGUACUAGAGCUUUACAAAUAAGUAUGAACGCACCCUUAACCAUACCUAUAGAGACAUCAAAUGAUAUGAUAAAUAGUAAAAAUGAGUAUGAUAAUUAUUUAAAUAAUGAUCCUUUAGUUAUAGCUGAAAAGGAAUUAUAUAAUAAAUCCAUUCCAUUUAUUUUAAGAAGAUAUUUACCGAAUGGAAGUUAUGAAGACUGGAGAUUAGAUGAACUUAUAAUUGAUUGA
Plasmodium falciparum 3D7 is the source of this 462-nucleotide messenger RNA. It is a transcript of the gene RPB6, whose product is annotated as putative DNA-directed RNA polymerases I, II, and III subunit RPABC2. Gene Ontology annotation, molecular function: DNA-directed RNA polymerase activity; DNA binding. Gene Ontology annotation, biological process: DNA-templated transcription. The record is from RefSeq and is a predicted model, not a curated record. Lineage: Eukaryota; Apicomplexa; Aconoidasida; Haemosporida; Plasmodiidae. Gene Ontology annotation, cellular component: nucleus; RNA polymerase II, core complex.